AGGAGGAAGAACCAGCGCUCAGCAUCUGGCUGAUUUUCAAGUGCACGCGGAGCAGCGCUUCAGGCAGCCUUGGGUCGGAACAAGCCCGCUCGGACUUAAGCAAAUGCAGAGGCCAGCACGAGUCACCGACGGCGGGCCCGGGGCGGGGCCGGCCCCACACGCUGAGAGGCAAGGAGGCCGAGAGGCCGCGGGUUAGGAAAUGUGACCUUGGCGACCCCGAACGCCUCCGCCUCCCUCGCUCGCUGCUCCACCUGCCCACGGAGUGCGCCGAGCCGCUGGCGGAGGCGAUGGCUAGCCCUGCGCCCUUAGUGGCCUCUAUCAACCACCAAAUGGUGGCUCUGCAGACCCUGCAGCUGCUGCAGCAGGAGUGGGGCUGGGGGGACGGUCCGGGCGCCCCCGGGAGCUUGCGGGACCCGGACCACGUGUCCGCCGCCCCAGCGCGUCGCUCAGGCCCGCGGCGGGCCAGGCCCGGGCGCGAGGAGGGGGGCGGGGACAAGGGGGCCAGGAAUGCGGGGUCGGGGACUCGGGGGAGCUUCCCCGAGGUGGAAGAGGUGCGAGGCGCCGAAGGGGGCGCGGAGCUGCUGCCCUUCCCCCGGGGCCGCGGGCCCUGCAGCCUGGCCCGGAUGGCGAUGCGCAGCGCGCUGGCCCGCGUGGUGGACUCGACCUCGGAGCUGGUCAGCGUGGAGCAGACGCUGCUGGGCCCCCUCCAGCAGGAGCGGUCCCUCCCCAUCCACCUGAAGGAUAGUGUUGAGUUUAGAAACAUCUGCAGUCAUCUGGCUCUACAGAUUGAAGGACAGCAGUUUGACAGAGAUUUGAAUGCUGCCCACCAGUGUUUGAAGACAAUAGUCAAGAAGCUAAUUCAGUCACUUGCUAAUCUUCCUUCGGAUGCCCACGUGGUAGCCUGUGCUUCCUUGAGACAGAUCUUACAGAAUCUCCCAGACAUAUGAGUGUUCAAGACACCGGAAUUAAAACCACAGCUGGCACUGCUCAGCGAACCGGGUACCUUUCCUUCCUAACUGAAUCAGCAGACAGUGGAUGUUUUUAUUCCCAGUAAGGACAGGCUUGAUAGCAUAUAUAGCAGUCUGACCAGUGACAUCUGUACUCUUCAGAAUUAUAACAUGUUGGGGAAAAUUUUUUAAAGCAAUAGUUCACAUUUGUAAAUAUGUUGACAUAUUUGUUGACUUUUUGAUUGAAAUAUAUUCCACGUUGUGGAAUUGUUGGAUUAUAUAUGUAUAUAUAUUUAUUAAUUUGUAUUAAGUAUUAAUUUUAAUCAAAUGAUACCUUAAUCUAUAUUCAUAUUACUGUAGGCCUAUGAGGUUUAAUAUGGGCAUAUAUGAUUAAAGCUCCAUGUUUCUUAAAAUUAUCUUGAAUAAAUGGGAUAUUUGAUAAUUGAUAUGUUUUACUUACUGAGUGGUUCGUUUUAUGUUAUGAGAAUGAUCUUUAGAGGUUGUGGGACCACAUGUGUCAGUAAUUAUGAGUUCCAGUUCUGGCAUUAAUAACUUACUGAUGGGCAGAAGAAGAGCUGCUGCUAAAUCUUGUGCUUUCAUAUACUGAUUUGUAAAUUUAAAAUGAUAAUGAGCUCUGAAGUACCAAGGACAUAUGAUAU
Messenger RNA from Ceratotherium simum simum (southern white rhinoceros), 1606 nucleotides. RefSeq names its product deleted in lymphocytic leukemia 7 (gene DLEU7). The record is from RefSeq and is a predicted model, not a curated record. NCBI's taxonomy places the organism in Eukaryota, Metazoa, Chordata, Mammalia, Perissodactyla, Rhinocerotidae.